AUGGCCGAGUCGGGUCAGAGCAGUGAACUCAACUAUCCUGGCCUGCGAUUCGGCGCUGACAAGAAGUUCUCCAUCACCGUCUUCAGCGACCUGCAUUUCGGAGAGCCCACUUGGGCACGCAAUCGUCCUUAUGCGGAUCCCAAAACUAUCGGCGUUAUGUACUCAGUCAUCGACAACGAGCAGCCUGACAUGGUUGUUCUCAACGGCGAUCUCACUUCUUGCGAGUUCGUCGCUCCAGAGAACAGCAACGCUCUCAUCGAUCAGAUGGUGUCACCACUCGUGAACCGCAACUUACCUUUCGCCGCGACCUUUGGCAACCAUGACAUGAGCAAGACGUGCAGCACUCGUUCUACGUCUGAGUACAUGUGGGACAAUGUCAAAGGCAAGAACGGUAAGAAGCUCUCGUUCACGACGUCGUCUGUCCCUGGCGCGCAUGAUCAAGUCGGCACGAGCAACUACUAUGUCCCGGUAUAUAGUUCUUCUGGUGGCGACAACCCGAGCCUGGAGAUGAUGCUGUGGUUCUUCGACAGCAAGGGUGGUCGAGUCUUCAACCCCACAGGCGACGACAUCCCUGUUGGAGGCUGGGUUGACGAGAAAGUCGUUUCUUGGUUCCGUGACACUCGUGAUGGCAUCAAUCAACAGCACAACCGCGUCAUCCCUAGCCUGGCCUUCGUUCACAUCCCUGUACAGGGUAUGCAAGCAUUCCAGAAGCACGGCGGCCGUACGUCUACUACGGAACCAGGCCUAAACGAAGAACUCGUCGGCCACCAAGGCGAUGUUUGUGAUAGCAGUGGCAACAACUGCAACUACAACGGCGCCGACGGACCUUUUAUGAAAGCGCUCGUCGAGACUCAAGGACUGAUGGGCGUCUUCUCCGGACAUGACCAUGGCAUAGAUUGGUGUAUGAAAUGGGCCAAAAAUCUCCCAACAAAUCCUACCAAUGGCAAUGGCGUAAAUUUCUGCUUCAAUCGACAUUCUGGCUACGGUGGCUACACUGAUUGGACCCGUGGCGCGCGCCAGAUUGUUGUCGACGAAGACAAGCUCGGCAAGAGCGAGCUUGAGACGUGGAUUCGACUCGAGGAUGGCAGUGUCUCCGGACAUGUGACUCUGAACUCGACGUACGGCGUCGACCAGUAUCCUCAAGUGCAAAAGUUGAAGAGUUCGGGUCCGUAGAGCAGGCCGAAACCAGAGGCGAUGGUGGCUAGUGGUAGUACUAACGGUUUGACGAGCGCGAAGCUUCAUCCCAAAGUCGUCUCCAACACAAAAUCAAAAAUGAAGUCGAAGACGACGUCGAGUUUGAAAACGAAGCCAACAAAAAAGCCGACGCCAAAUACAAGUAGACCAAAGUCCAACCCCACCCCAGCACCACAGGCGAAGACUGACAAGCCUGAGCGCAAGAUUCUGGCCCAGGUGUAAACACAACAGUCCCCGUUUUCGUCACUUUCAUCAGUUCAGGUAGGACCAUGCCUUAGACGCUUGUUUCAUUUCACAUACCCAUGUUUUCUCCGC
Dothidotthia symphoricarpi CBS 119687 is the source of this 1509-nucleotide messenger RNA. Its product is annotated as Metallo-dependent phosphatase. The transcript has 4 exons. Gene Ontology annotation, cellular component: cytoplasm. The record is from RefSeq and is a predicted model, not a curated record. Gene Ontology annotation, molecular function: hydrolase activity, acting on ester bonds. The coding region runs from base 1 to 1173 and encodes 390 amino acids. NCBI's taxonomy places the organism in Eukaryota, Fungi, Ascomycota, Dothideomycetes, Pleosporales, Dothidotthiaceae.